Lathyrus oleraceus (garden pea) is the source of this 3603-nucleotide messenger RNA. Its product is annotated as RNA-dependent RNA polymerase 2. The coding region runs from base 79 to 3441 and encodes 1120 amino acids. Gene Ontology annotation, cellular component: nuclear RNA-directed RNA polymerase complex. The transcript is spliced from 4 exons. NCBI's taxonomy places the organism in Eukaryota, Viridiplantae, Streptophyta, Magnoliopsida, Fabales, Fabaceae. Gene Ontology annotation, biological process: siRNA processing. The record is from RefSeq and is a predicted model, not a curated record. Gene Ontology annotation, molecular function: RNA binding; RNA-directed RNA polymerase activity.
GCGUAGUGUUAAGUUGAAAAAGAAACAACUACUCAGUCACACUCGCACUCGCACUGACCCUAAUAAUCUGCCAUCACCAUGGGAACGACUUCAUCGGAAACACCCUCAGUUCGCGUCUACAACAUACCACAAUGCGCCACCGCAAAAGACCUCCUCAACUUCCUUGAAUCCACCCUAGGUCCUUCCUCCGUCUUUGCCCUAGAAAUCUUCACCGACCACUCCAACUGGAAAUCCCGCGGUUCCGGCCGUAUCCAGUUCGAAACCUUCCAAGCCAAAUCAGAAGCCAUAUCUCUCUCCCUCAACAACAAACUCCUCUUCAACUCCCACUUCCUCCGCCUCUCUUUUUCCUCCGAUGAUAUCGUACCUAGACCUUCCCUUCCCAGUAACCGUCUCCAUAACGGUGUUCUCCAUGUCGGUUUCCCUAACGGUCCUGAUUGCAUGAGUGUUCUUCAGUCAUGGGAAGGCGUUCGAGGUUGGAUCAUGCCUGAAAGGAACAGGCUUGACUUCUGGGUUACUCAUAAUGAUCAGUGUUUCAAACUUGAGAUUCCUUUUGAAAAUAUGUUGGAGUGUGAUGGCUAUUGUUCUGAUGAUUCUAAACCUAAUGCCCUACUCUUGAAGCUGAAAUAUGCGCCAAGGAUAUAUCAGAAAAAGGAGGGGCCAAAUGUAGCUUCCAAGUUUAAGGCUAAUAGGUAUCGAUUUUGUAAGGAUAAUUUUGAGUUUACGUGGGUGCGCACCACUGACUUCACAAAUUUAAAAUCAAUUGGACACUCUACCUCGUUUUUCUGGGAAAUUGUGGAAGAUUCGUUUGAUUCUGAGGUUUUUCGGAGUUUCCCGCUUUACAGAGAGAAUUUGAAGGAUCUAAGUCUGGAAGAUGGGGAAGAAUUAUGUUCUCCAACCGAAACGGUUCCACUUGUUAAGUAUCGCCCGGAUUCUAAGUUGCCUUAUGAAGCUCUAUUUCAAUUGAAUUCUCUUGUACAUACUCAGAAGAUUAGUCUUGCUUCAGUGGAUGAUGAGUUGAUUGACUUGUUGGCAAGUUUGGAUGAAGAAACUAUGGCUGUGAUUUUUCAAAAAUUGCACAAGUUGAAUUCCACUUGUUAUGAGCCUCUAAAAUAUGUGAAGACUCAAUUACAUGUGCUUAGUAUAAAGAAAAAAAGUGUUCUCCCAUUACAACAGAAAAGGUUGGCGGAUAAUAACAUAAUGAGAUGUCAUCGAGCCUUGAUUACCCCGUCAAAGAUUUAUUGCCUUGGUCCUGAGCUCGAAACGUCAAACCAUGUGGUAAAACAUUUUGCGUCAUAUGCUUCAGACUUCAUGAGGAUUACAUUUGUUGAAGAGGAUUGGAGUAAGCUUCCAACUAAUGCAAUAUCAACUAGUUUACAAAGGGGAAUCUUCGCAAAGCCUUUUAAAACUGAAAUAUAUAAGCGGGUAUUGAAUAUUCUUCGAGAUGGUGUUUUAAUUGGAUCAAAAAGAUUUGAGUUUCUUGCCUUCUCUGCUAGUCAACUGCGGUCAAACUCUGUUUGGUUAUUUGCGUCUAAUGACAAAGUGAAAGCAGCAGAUAUCAGAGAAUGGAUGGGAAGCUUCAAUAAUAUCCGCAGUGUUUCUAAAUGUGCCGCCAGAAUGGGUCAGUUAUUCAGUUCUUCCCGGCAAACUUUUGAAAUGGCCCCUCAAGAUGUGGAUUUAAUUCCAGAUAUUGAACUCACCUCUGAUGGUAUAAACUACUGUUUCUCAGAUGGUAUUGGAAAGAUUUCCCAAACUUUUGCACGGCAGCUUGCUCAAAAGCUAAAAUUGGACCAAAACCGGAUUCCUUCAGCAUUUCAAAUUCGGUAUGGUGGAUAUAAAGGUGUCAUUGCUGUUGAUCCCCAUUCUUUUAGGAAGUUAUCAUUGCGUAACAGUAUGCUGAAGUUUGAAUCCAAAAACAGUAUGCUUUGCGUCACCAAAUGGAGUGAGUCAAUGCCGUGCUUUCUUAAUCGAGAGAUUAUAUCCCUGCUGUCAACAUUAGGAGUAAAAGAUGAGGCGCUUUUGGCAUUGCAAGAGGGUCAAAUGCAGUUGCUAGGAAAGAUGUUGACUGAUAGGGAGGCAGCUUUGGAUGUUCUAGAAAGUUUAAGUGGAGCUGAUUCAAAAAGCAUUCUAGUGAAGAUGUUGCAUGGAUUUUAUGAGCCGAACAGCGAGCCUUACCUAUCAAUGAUGCUCAAGGCUCAUUAUGCAUACCAGUUAUCUGAUUUGAAAAGCAGAUGCCGGAUAUUUGUCCCCAAGGGCCGAGUCUUGAUAGGCUGCUUGGAUGAAACCGGUAUUUUGAAUUAUGGCCAAGUAUUUGUCCGCAUAAGUGUGACAAAUACUAAGGAAAAACCUGGAGAUGAAAAUUUAAGGAACGUUAAUGGUGAUGAUAGCACAUGCAUUAUAGUUGGUAAGGUGGUGGUCACCAAAAAUCCUUGUCUUCACCCAGGAGAUAUCAGAGUCCUUGAUGCUGUCUACAAUGAAGAAUUAGAAGAAAAUGGAUUGAAGGAUUGCCUUGUAUUUCCACAAAAAGGACCUAGGCCUCAUCCAAAUGAAUGCUCUGGAGGCGAUCUUGAUGGGGAUUUGUUUUUCGUAAGCUGGGACAAUGAUCUAAUCCCAGCUCAAACUGAUAAUCCAAUGGACUACACAGGAAGAAGACCUCGUAUAAUGAAUCACCAGGUGACACUAGAGGAAAUACACCAAUUUUUUGUUGAUUACAUGAUCAGCGAUACUUUGGGCGCUAUCUCCACCGCACAUCUGGUUCAUGCUGACCGUGAACCAGAUAAGGCCAGGAGUAGAAAAUGUCUGGAGUUGGCCGAGCUUCAUUCCAUGGCUGUUGACUUUGCAAAGACCGGAGCUCCUGCAGAAAUGCCUAGAGCUUUGAAACCAAGAGAGUUUCCCGAUUUCAUGGAGAGGUUUGAAAAGCCUAUGUAUGUAUCUAAAGGGGUACUAGGAAAACUAUACCGUGCCUUAGUUGAGUCAACAUUGCAAGUAAGGUCUAACAUUGUCUUGUCCGAGAAGCUGACUGAAGAAGCAUAUGAUCAUCAACUUGAGGUUAAUGGUUUUGAGGUCUUUCUUGAGACUGCCUCAAGUCACAGAGAAAUGUAUGCACAGAAGAUGAGCUCUUUAAUGAGCUUCUAUGGAGCAGAGACCGAGGAUGAAAUGCUAACAGGUAACUUGCUAAAACGUGCUUCUUAUUUGCAGCGCGAUAACAGGAGAUAUGGAGAUAUGAAGGAUCGAAUUCUGAUAUCGGUGAAGGAUCUUCAACAUGAAGCUAAAGGAUGGUUUGAAAGUGAUUGUCAGCCAGAUGAAUAUCAACUUAUGGCAUCUGCAUGGUAUCAUGUGACCUAUCAUCCCAAAUAUUACCACGAAAGCUCCACCUUUUUAAGCUUCCCAUGGAUCGUUGGUGACAUUUUAUUGCAUAUCAAGUCUGCAAAUAGCUCACUAUAGCUAUUGCUUUGCAGAAAAAAGAUUGUCUUGAAAGGUUUGUCACUAGUUUCUAAUGUAAUUUUAAUUGUAUUAUCUAACUAGAACAUUAGGGCAGAAGUUAAUCUACUAAUCCAUGUAGCCGAUUUCACUUUGUGGAAUAAAUAAGACUUGGUUGUUGUUGUA